AUGAAGCGCAUCUUCCAGAGGUUCCUAGUGCGUCUAGACUUAACGAGGCGCCCACCACCGCCGCCGGAGCCAGCACUCUCCCUCGCCGCAGACCUGAGUGAACUGAGCCUGGACCAGGGGUACCACACGCUCGCGGACUGCGGUCCGCCCAGGAGGAGAAGGGACAACAACCUGAGCGAUGCGCUGUGGUUGAAGGUGCUUUCCUAUUUGGAGGUGUCCGACCUCUGCCGCAUGUCGAGGGUUUGCAGGCGCUGGGCGCGGAUCGUGUCACGUCUCACCUCACGGCCGGAGCCCUGGAGGCGAGUGCGGGCUGCUGGACCCCUGGAAGUGGCUGCGCGCUGCGCGGGCGCCAGGGCUGGCCCAUGCGUCAGCGCGGUCAGGGAGUGGCGUAUCAAGAAUUGCGCGGUGACUGUUGCCGGUGCUCAACUUCUUGUGGCGACAUUUCGAAAUCUGACUCAUUUGGCAAUCGCCGGGUCCACUAGUAUGGAUGCAAGGGCCCUAGCACCAAUAGUAACGGACCUGGUGGACUUAAGGCACAUCGACCUUACUGGUUGCCCAAACGUGGAUUGGCCGGAAUGGGCGUGGCUGGAGACUCGGCUGAUGACGCGCAGGCCGCCAGUGGAGUACAUAGACCUGACAGACUGCGGGUCGGUGACUGACGCAGGGCUCUGCGCCCUCCUGCACACCUGCCCUUCCUUGCAGUACCUCUACCUUCGACGGUGCACUCUAGUCACAGACGCAGGAGUAAGGUGGGUACCUUCUUAUUGUGCGCUGAAGGAGUUGAGCGUGUCCGACUGUACCGGUGUCACGGACUUCGGGCUGUACGAGCUUGCGAAGCUGGGACCAGCCUUGCGCUACCUGUCAGUUGCGAAAUGCUCUCAGGUAUCCGACUCCGGGAUUCGAACCUUGACCCGACGCUGCUAUAAGCUGCGGUAUCUGAACGCGCGGGGGUGCGGCGCGGUCGGCGACGACGGUGUCGAGGCGAUCGCGCGGGGAUGCUCCAGGCUGAGGGCUCUGGAUUUGGGUGCUACAGAUGUAUCGGAGGCUGGGCUGCAGAUCCUGGCACGGUGCUGUCCGAAUUUGAAGAAGCUCGCCCUCCGCGGUUGCGAGUUGAUCGGCGACGACGGCUUAGAAGCGGUCGCGUAUUACUGCAGGGGUCUGACGCAGUUGAACAUUCAGGACACGCCGGUGACGUUGCGCGGGUACAGGGCGGUCAAGAAGUACUGCAAGCGGUGCGUCAUAGAGCACACGAAUCCGGGAUUCUGC
Molecule: messenger RNA, 1266 nt
Organism: Iphiclides podalirius (scarce swallowtail)
Lineage: Eukaryota; Metazoa; Arthropoda; Insecta; Lepidoptera; Papilionidae
Source: the annotation of a GenBank genome assembly